Messenger RNA from Enterobius vermicularis (human pinworm), 387 nucleotides. NCBI's taxonomy places the organism in Eukaryota, Metazoa, Nematoda, Chromadorea, Rhabditida, Oxyuridae. The record is from the annotation of a GenBank genome assembly.
AUGAGUAUGGCGGUAUUUUACGAACAAAGACGUGGCUUGCACGCAUUGAAAGGAAGCAUAACUGAUGAUGAAUUGAAAAAUCUCCACGAACAAAAAAAGUGUAAAGCCAUUGAAAAGUUCAAAAAAAAUAUUGAACCAACUGCUUGUGGAUCACCUGCAAAUUGGAUUAAAGAUCUGGAGCAAAUCAUUGAGGUGGUUUUACUACAUUUUGGAUUUUUCAAGCGUGCGAAAGAAGGUUUGAGUGAGGUCGAGCUAGAAAAACUACAUAAAGUAGUGAAGUGGACAGUUAUACAAGUAUUUCAAAAGGUAGUGAUUACGCGUAUCGAUGGAUCACCAAAGAGAUGGAUUAAAGAUUUGGAUGAAUUAAUUGAGCUUUUACUGGAGUAA